AUGUCGGCAGCUGUAGAUACAAUUAAUGCCACUACCCUGUCAGGAUCAAAAGAGAUGAGUUUAGAGGAGCCAAAGAUGACCAGAGAAGACUGGAGGAAAAAGAAGGAGCUAGAAGAACAGAGAAAACUGGGCAAUGCCCCUGCAGAAGUUGACGAAGAGGGGAAAGAUAUCAACCCUCAUAUUCCUCAGUACAUUUUUUCGGUUCCAUGGUACACUGAUCCAUCGAAGAGACCCACUUUAAAGCAUCAGAGACCACAGCCAGAGAAACAGAAGCAGUUCAGUUCCUCUGGGGAAUGGUACAAGAGAGGUGUAAAGGGGAAUUCUAUAACUACCAAUUACCGAAAAGGGGCAUAUGAAAAUUGCGGGGCCAUGACACAGAAGAAGAAAGAUUGCUUUGAGAGGCCACGUCGGGUUGGAGCUAAAUUGACAGGCACUAACAUCGCUCCGGAUGAGCACAUCCAGCCUCAGCUGAUGUUUGACUAUGACGGGAAGAGAGACCGGUGGAACGGCUACAAUCCAGAAAAGCACAUGAAAAUCGUUGAGGAAUACGCCAAAGUUGACCUGGCAACACGAGCAUUGAAAGCUCAGAAACUGCAAGAAGAGUUAGCCUCUGGAAAAUUAGUGGGACAAGCUAAUUCUCCAAAACAUCAGUGGGGAGAAGAGGAACCCAAUUCUCAGAUGGAAAAGGAUCAUAACAGUGAGGAUGAAGACGAAGAUGAGUACACGGAUGACAUUGACAUGCCCGGGGAAAAUUUCGACUCUAAGAGACGCAUUACUGUUCGAAAUCUCAGGAUUCGCGAAGAUAUUGCAAAAUAUUUGAGAAACUUAGAUCCAAAUUCUGCCUAUUACGAUCCAAAAACUAGAGCAAUGAGAGAGAAUCCUUACGCCGAUGCGGGAAAGAAUCCAGGUGAAGUGAGUUACACUGGAGAUAACUUUGUUAGAUACACAGGAGAUACCAUUUCAAUGACUCAAACACAGUUGUUUGCUUGGGAAGCCUACGACAAGGGAUCUGAAGCGCAUCUCCAGGCCGAUCCUACAAAACUAGAGCUGCUGUAUAAGUCCUUCAAAGUCAAAAAAGAAGACUUCAAGGAGCAGCAGAAAGAAAGCAUCCUGGAAAAGUAUGGUGGCCAAGAACAUUUGGGUGCCCCUCCAGCUGAGCAGCUGCUGGCCCAGACAGAAGACUAUGUGGAGUACUCCAGACAUGGAACAGUCAUUAAAGGCCAGGAGCGGGCUGUCGCCUGCUCCAAGUAUGAGGAGGACGUGAAGAUCCAUAACCACACGCACUUUUGGGGAUCUUACUGGAAAGAAGGCCCAUGGGGAUAUAAAUGUUGUCACUCAUUUUUCAAGUAUUCCUGUUGCACUGGAGAAGCUGGGAAGGAGAGUGUUAAUUCGGAGGAGUGUAUUCUAAAUGAUGCAACUGGAGAAGAAUCUGUGAAGAAACCUCAGACCCUCAUGGAUCUGCAUCAGGAAAAACUAAAAGGAGAGAAGAAGAAAAAGAAACACCGGAAGAACAGUUCCUACAGCAACAAUGAGGACAGAAAGCACGAGAAACUGAAAAAGGCACUGAAUGCAGAGGAGGCCCGCCUUCUUCAUGUCAAGGAGAUCAUGCAGAUUGAUGAGCGGAAGCGGCCUUACAACAGCAUCUAUGAGCCCACUGAAGAGGAAAUGGAGGCCUACAGAAUGAAACGGCAGAGGCCAGACGACCCCGUGGCCUCUUUCCUGGGACAGUAG
Messenger RNA from Peromyscus leucopus (white-footed mouse), 1731 nucleotides. Its product is annotated as pre-mRNA-splicing factor SLU7-like. Lineage: Eukaryota; Metazoa; Chordata; Mammalia; Rodentia; Cricetidae. Gene Ontology annotation, biological process: mRNA splicing, via spliceosome. Gene Ontology annotation, cellular component: spliceosomal complex. Gene Ontology annotation, molecular function: pre-mRNA 3'-splice site binding. The record is from RefSeq and is a predicted model, not a curated record.